Loa loa (African eye worm) is the source of this 432-nucleotide messenger RNA. RefSeq lists its product as hypothetical. The transcript has 3 exons. Gene Ontology annotation, cellular component: nucleus. Gene Ontology annotation, molecular function: zinc ion binding. NCBI's taxonomy places the organism in Eukaryota, Metazoa, Nematoda, Chromadorea, Rhabditida, Onchocercidae. The record is from RefSeq and is a predicted model, not a curated record. Bases 1 to 432 code for a protein of 143 amino acids.
AUGCCGAAAAAGAAAUCAGGUGUACAGAAGAAGGCUGAAAAGCAACGGGAGAUUCAAAAGAAGAUCCGAGAUAGUAUUGCAAAUGAUAUUACACGUGAUUCAUGCAAUGGACUGAUGGCAUGUCCUCAUUCUAUUACUACUUUCCGUCUUUUUCAAUGCGAUAAAUGCUUCCGGAAACAGAAGAUUCGAGCGUUUUGUUAUUUUUGUAAUUCAUUAAAUAAAGCACCAAUGUGUGCGGCCUGCGGUAAACAGAAAUGUUUCAUGAAAGGGGGGGAUUGUGUUGUCAAACAUAGCGGGAAAUGUACAGUCGGUUUGCUUUUGGCAGUCGGAAUGACCCGUACCUCUUCCACAAGUUCGCCAGUUGAGUUACUGGGUGACAUUUUUGUGGAGAUCCCGUUAAGAUCACCAAAUUCCUUAUGUUAUCAUCGUUAG